Molecule: messenger RNA, 809 nt
Organism: Hibiscus syriacus
Lineage: Eukaryota; Viridiplantae; Streptophyta; Magnoliopsida; Malvales; Malvaceae
Exons: 3
Coding region: 54-707 (217 amino acids)
Source: RefSeq, a predicted model, not a curated record
UGAAAACAUUUCCCAGCCAAAUCAAAAGAUAUAGAAGAAACAAAAAGGUUGAAAUGGAACUUCAUUUUGAGUGCACAGAUUUGAGUGUUUGGAAGGAAACCCUCUCCACAUACAAAUCUCGAAUGGAAUCUCUAAACAAGCCAAACUUGAUUUCUCUCGACGAAUUUUACAGCCACGAACUCCCCUUUCUUCUCCACCAAAGAAACCCUAACCCUUUCAUUACCACAUCCGAACUCUCCCGCCUCAUGCAAUGGAAGCUCACGCGCGGCAAAUGGAGGCCCCGUUUGUUAGAUUUCGUUUCCUCUUUGGACGACUCUUCCGUAAAGUCCGCUUCUCAAAAGGCUUUCCAUUCCCUUCCCGACACCUCCAAAGCCAUCUCAGAGCUUACGGUUUUGAAAGGAGUCGGCCCCGCUACAGCCUCCGCCGUUCUCGCUGCUUACGCUCCUGAAACGGCGCCGUUUAUGUCCGACGAGGCUAUGGUGGCUGCGCUUGGAAACUCUAAAGAUUAUUCGUUAAAACAAUACUUGUUAUUCACGGAAAAACUACAGAUAAAAUCUAAGGAAUUAAGUGCAAAAGGUGACUCCUUCACACCUUCAGAUGUAGAAAGGGCACUGUGGAGUUCAGCUGUAGGCGUAAAGUUGGAAUCUUCACAGAAAGUAUCGGAUAACAAGAUCAAGGGAAGCAACAAAAGAAAGAGAAAGCAUUGAUUUAGUAAUGUGGUGGAUGAUGGAAACUUUUGUAAGUUCUAACUUGUUCAAUUGUGUACCUGAUACUAUCACUUUAACAAUGUGAUGUUGUGCCUUGGUCAA